Linum trigynum is the source of this 5145-nucleotide messenger RNA. The record is from the annotation of a GenBank genome assembly. NCBI's taxonomy places the organism in Eukaryota, Viridiplantae, Streptophyta, Magnoliopsida, Malpighiales, Linaceae.
CUUGAAAUUCAGCCUGUUUGACCGACCCAUGCCAAAUUCUAAUUAUUCUUUACUUUUAAACUUUCUAUUUGAAAAUAAAAAAGAGUGAAAGAAAAGAGAUGACUGCAAUUCGCCAUUUGCACAUCACUUAUUCGGGAAUAAAACCAUAGAAUUUCAAAAGGAAUUGAAAAUGUUUAGGAUCGUUUUAAUGUUUAAAAUAACCAAAUAGAUCUUUCAGUUUAGUUUUUUACUAACAAAUACCAAACGAUUCCCUAUAAAAUACACUAUAAUUUGAUCAUUAUGAUAUCAAAUAAUUAUAUAAUAUAUAUUUGAAAUGAUAAAAAUUGGACUAAUUGGGUUGGUCGAGGUUGAACCAUUGAAUAUCUUUAAAAUACAUUAUAUUUUAGCCACUAAGAUAUAAAAUAAUAGCAUAAUAUAUAUUAUGCCAGAGAAAAUAGCUUGUUUUAGAAUGUCAAACCAAUGAUGUACAUUUGUUUUACUUGAUGACCAAAUCCCGUGUAGGUCUGGCCCAUUCAACUCUUCUAUUUUAUGGUUAGCGUUUAGCCCAUUAGAUACCAUCUAUUAGUUUAUUGUUAAAUUUUUUAUUUUUAGCAAUAAAAAGAAGUAUUGUUUUGUCUUUUCAUAUAUAUUUUAUCACCACGGAGAAAUAAAAGGGUUCAAAGAAAAAAAAUUGACACUCCUGGACCCGUUUAAAUCCGCAUGUGUACGGUAAGUUGGCCCGUUCCACAGAGGAAAGAGAAAAAAUUGGCACUCCCUAUUCUAUCCUUCCUACAAACGCUCAUGGAGCAGGGAAUUUGAAAUAGGGGAAGGGUGUUUUACUCACUGCUAUUAUAUGUUUUUAAUUUAAAAAAAUACAACAAAUCUAUUUAGUGUGAUUGGUUAUGAUGCUUGCUUUUCUUUAAAAUGGUCAUCGUUCAAAUCCCAAUAUGUGUUUUUUUAAUGAAUAAAAAAAGGUAAUUAUGUAUACCAAAAUGUCCUUCUUACUUUCACUCUUGUUGCAGGAAAUUUGAAAUGAGGCUCUCGUUUUUCCUUUCGGCGUAUUAUAUUAUGUGUAGACUCUUCAGUCUCUUGUGUCAGUGCUUUGUAACAUUCAGAGUGAAGAGGAAAUUUUGUAUUUGAAGCUCAACCGGUUGCAACUUUUUUUGUUUUAUGUUAGUUGUUGUUGCAGAAAUGAAGAGAAAGUGUUGCAGUGAGGUCACCAACUUUGCAAUUCACGCCUGCCUUCUUCCUGCUUUUUUUUGCCUUGUGUAUUGAUCAAGCGUUACUUCAUUUUCAUUGAGAAUCAUUGGCAGCUUCCCCCCUUUUUGUGUGUUUGUCCUUAUCUUUCUUCUUCUGAAUUCAUCAUUACGCGAACUGAGUCCCGCCUAUUUACUUACAGCAGCAGUUCCAAAACAGCAUGAGCAACUCCCAUCUGCAUUCUCCAUCUCUUGACCUUCACUGCAGUGCAGAGCAUUGAAGAAUUUGUUUGGCAAUGGCAUCUUCUGAGCCGUUGAAGGUCACAUUCAGCAGCCCGGCCAAGUACUGGACUGACGCCGUCCCGAUCGGAAACGGCCGCCUCGGCGCCAUGGUUUGGGGCGGGGUGGCCGCCGAGACCAUCCAGCUCAACGAGGACACGCUCUGGACUGGAGCUCCAGGAAACUACACUGACACAGAUGCUCCCAAGGCGCUGGCUCAAGUUAGAAAUCUGGUUCACGAGGCCCAAUUCGUCCAGGCCACACAGGCUUCUGCUGGGUUGUUCGGUGGGCCCACACAGGUUUACCAACCACUGGGAGACAUCAAGCUCCAAUUCGACGGCUCCCAUCUCGACUAUGGCGCCUAUUACCGAGAGCUGGACUUGGAUACUGCAACAGCACGAGUUAAGUACACCGUCGACGACGUGGAGUUCAGCAGAGAGCAUUUCGCAUCCAACCCAGAUCAAAUCAUCGCCACUAGCAUCUCUGCGUCAAGCCCUGGAUCCGUAUCCUUUACCGUCUCCCUCGACUGCGCUCUCCCGGACCAUCGGGUUCACAUCAACGACGACCACAAAAACCAAAUUGUACUGAUCGGGAGUUGCAGUGGACAGCAGCCGGGUUCCACCGGGAUUCAGUUUGCUGCCGUUCUCGAGUUGGAGAUUAGUGCCGGCAACGGUGUAGUCUCGAUAUUGGAUGACGACGACGACAACGGGUUGAGAGUUGAAGGUGCAGAUUGGGCUGUCCUGCUUCUGUCUGCUUCCUCUUCUUUUCAAGGCCCGUUCACCGACCCAGCUCAUUCCACCAGAAACCCGACCUCUCUCUCCCUUCUUGCGCUCCAAGAAGUUGCCAAGCUCUCCUACUCUGAUCUAUGGUCCCGCCAUGUCAAUGACUACCAGAGUCUCUUCCACCGUGUUUCGCUGCAGCUGUGGAAAAGUGCAGCAGCCGAAGCGGAUGAUCGUGCCGUUGCAGUUCGGACGACGGCGGAGAGGAUCAGCUCAUUCCAAGACGACCAAGAUCCUGCCUUUGUGGAGCUUCUGUUCCAAUUCGGUCGGUAUCUGCUUAUAUCUAGCUCGCGCCCUGGAACUCAGGUGUCGAAUUUGCAAGGGAUAUGGAACCCAGAUGUUAAGCCUGCGUGGGAUUGUGCGCCUCAUUUGAAUAUCAACCUGGAGAUGAACUAUUGGCCUUCCCUUCCAUGCAAUCUCAAGGAGUGCCAGGAGCCGUUAUUCGACCACAUUCAAGCUCUUUCAAUCAAUGGAAGUCAAACAGCAAAAGUAAACUACGAAGCAAGUGGUUGGGUUGUGCAUCAUGUGUCCGACUUAUGGGCAAAAUCCUCUGCAUAUGAAAGAGAUGCUAGGUGGGCAAUAUGGCCAAUGGGCGGGGCCUGGCUUUGCACUCAUUUGUGGGAGUACUACACCUACACCAUGGACAAAGAUUUCCUGCAAAAAACAGCAUACCCUCUCCUGAAAGGAUGCGCCUCAUUUUUGGUGGAUUGGUUGAUCAAAGGGCCCCAAGGAUAUCUAGAGACCAAUCCAUCAACUUCUCCAGAACACGUGUUUGUUGCUCCGGAUGGAAAACAUGCUUCAGUUAGCUACUCAUCCACGAUGGACAUGGCAAUUAUAAAGGAAGUUUUCUCUGCGCUUGUUUCUGCUGCGGAGGUUCUGAAUAUGACCGAAGAUCCCUUUGUCCAGAGUGUCCACGAGAUUCAAUCAAAGCUUUCUCCAACAAAAACUGCCAAAGAUGGUUCCAUUAUGGAAUGGGCACUAGAUUUUGAGGACCCAGAAGUGCAGCACAGGCACCUGUCUCACCUGUUUGGUCUGUUUCCAGGACACACUAUAACCAUUGAGAAAAAUCCAGACCUAUGUAAAGCUGCUGAGAAAACUCUUUACAAACGAGGAGAGAACGGUCCUGGAUGGUCAACUACAUGGAAAAUUGCUUGUUGGGCUCGUCUGAGGAACAGUGAGCAAGCUUACAAGAUGGUCAAGCACUUGAUGCAGCCAGUAGAUCCGAAUAAGACAACCAUAGAUUUUGAAGGCGGACUGUACAGCAACUUAUUCACUGCACACCCUCCAUUCCAGAUUGAUGCAAACUUCGGUUUUACUGCAGCAGUUGCAGAGAUGCUUGUCCAGAGCACAAUGCUGGAUUUGUACUUACUUCCUGCCCUCCCUCGAGAGAAAUGGCCCAACGGAAGUGUCAAAGGGCUAAAGGUCCGAGGAGGACUGACUGUCGACGUAAGCUGGAGAGAAGGAGAUCUCCAUGAAGUUGGGGUUUGGCAGGAGAAUGAUGGUAAAGAGAUUAAUUUGGUCAAGAAAAUGUUGCAUUACAGGGGAAGAACAACUGAAGCAACAAUUUCGUCUCGCACUGUUUACACCUUUGAUGUCGGGUUCAAACUUGUGGAGGAAAUAUGAUUUUCAUGGGCUACAUGUGGUACUAAGGGAAUAAGAGAAACUCUGUGCCAAAAAUAAUAAUGUUAUGUGAAGUAAUGCAGCAGUGAAAGCUAAAUAUAUCUAUAUGAAGCUAGAUAAGAUGAGUGAAAUGGAGCUAUGUGAUAAACCAAUGAAGUGAAAUAUACAUAUAAUACUCUACCAUAUGCCCAGGGCCGGUCUUGGGCGUGCUGUCCAAAUUAUGAGGGUCUAUUGGGCUUAUAUGGUAAAUUACUAUUAUGUAAUAUUGAGUUUUGAUUGUGAAUUUGGAAUAAUAAAGACUAAUGUAUUGCGUUUUGAUUACGGGUCUAAAAUAAUAGAUUUGGGAGGUACAUAACAAUAUAGUUUUGUAGUAAUCAUAAUGGAUGCUGAGAUUAAGAACAAUAUAGUUUUGUAGUACUACAAAUAAAUCAUAAUGGAUGCUGAGAUUAACAGUGAAGUGAUUUACUUAUCAUUUUUGUAGAGGGGUAAAGAGAGAGAGCUUACCAGUUUUUUUGGGAAGCUGACCGAAUUUUUGGGCUCCCACUUAUUUUCUGUGUGCUAUUUUUUUUUUUUUUUGCUUUUCAAUGUAAAAAUACAACUUAGAAGAAUUUGGAUCAAAGGAGUUAUAGAGGGAAGAAUAUGGAGUUUUCAUUUUAAAGACGAGGACCAAUGGCCUAUUGGAAAUUACAAGUAAAGUCCAAGAAGAGUCUAAUGGGGUAAGACUCGACCCAAACCAAAGCAAGAACCAGUGAAGGCCCAGUGUCAGGUCCAACUGUCUCCUAAGCAAAACCUGGUCAAAACACGAAGAAAUCUUUAGGAAAGGUUGCUUAUGGUGAUGCAAUCCUUAAUUAUGACCUAAGUUUAAUCCCACUGAAGCUCAAAGAAGUAAUGAAGGCAAGGGAAGGUGGAAUUCUGAAAACGACAAAAAUGGCUAUGUAUGGAGAUAGCUUCGGCGUACCGUCUUUGAGAGAGCUGACGUGCUCGACUCGAAGGACGAUCGAGUGAAUAUGGGAGUCGGAAAUGAAAGUCCACAACUUGAUAAAGAUCGCCAAGGAGUUGGAUGGGGUCAACUAAGCCUGACAGGCCUCCGACGACAGGCUUGAAGUUCGUCUGAAGACAAUCUUAAUUGCUUGUGAUGGAAGGCAGCUUGCUUGUCUUAGACGAAAUAGUGUGAAACACUAAUUCCUUUACCUUUGUCGAUUAGGAUUUCGUGUUUAGGUUAGUUUAAGUGUCCUUGUUAGCUUAGUAGUAGUAUUGAGUCCAGGUAGUUCUAUUAAACAUUGUAAUUCAUU